Messenger RNA from Acyrthosiphon pisum (pea aphid), 1224 nucleotides. RefSeq lists its product as uncharacterized. NCBI's taxonomy places the organism in Eukaryota, Metazoa, Arthropoda, Insecta, Hemiptera, Aphididae. Gene Ontology annotation, molecular function: nucleic acid binding. The record is from RefSeq and is a predicted model, not a curated record. The transcript has 2 exons. The coding region runs from base 1 to 1224 and encodes 407 amino acids.
AUGUUGGAACUGAAAAAGGGUAAUGAUGUAGGAAGAAAAAGCAAGCUAAAGGGACUCUCACCAUAUUUAGAAGACGGCCUAAUCUUAGUUGGUGAACGAUUAGGAUACGCCCAAAUCCCUGAGCGCCAAAAGCACCCAAUAGUUUUGCCUAAUGGUCAUAGAGUAUCGAAGCUAAUUUUCGAGAGUAAACAUCGGGAACUUCUACAUUGUGGGCCACAGUCACUGCUGGCUGACAUCAGACGUGUAUACUGGCCAAUUAAGGGACGGAUUACAGCACGAUCAGUCAUAUCAAAGUGUGUAAGAUGUGCUAGGGCAAAGCCACAAUUUGUACAGCCGCUAAUGGGACAACUGCCACGGCAAAGAGUAAAUGUCUCACCACCGUUCGCCGUAACAGGUGUUGACUUUGCAGGACCAUUAAUUGUCCGAAGUGGAGUACGUCGAAUUGUCGGAACAAAGGCCUGGAUAUCACUAUUUGUCUGUUUCUCAACUAGAGCUAUUCAUCUAGAGGUAGUAGAGAAUCUAUCCAGUGGUGCUUUUGUAGCAGCACUUAAGGCGUUUCAUGGCACGAAGAGGACGUUGUCCAAGGAAGGUGUUGAAUGGCACUUCAACCCGCCCUCUGCCCCACAUUUUGGCGGCUUAUGGGAAAGUGCGGUCAAAGGUGCUAAACACCAUUUAACUCGUAUGCUUGGUGAAGCCAAGCUCACCAUAGGCGAGCUUAAUACUUUACUGUGCCAGAUCGAGGCAUGUUUAAACUCGCGACUGAUCACACCGAUGGGUCAUGAUCCUUCAGAGCCAGAAGCACUGACAACAGCUCACUUCUUAAUUGGAAGGCCCAUCACGUUAAUGCCUGAAGUAGACCUGACACAAGAAAAUCCAGGAGGCAUGCGCAGGUGGAAAUACGUACAACACUUAAGUCAAACAUUUUGGAAAAGAUGGCAUGCAGAAUAUUUACCACAAAUGCAAGUUCGAGGGAAAUGGAUAACAAAAAAGGGGCCACUGAAGAUUGAUGAUAUUGUUAUAAUAAAGGAAGAUCAUGUACCACCUACCAAAUGGAAGCUCGGCAGAGUCAUUAAGGUCCAUCCAGGAGUAGAUGGAGAAAUCCGAGUGGUUACAGUACGAAUUGGUUCAGGAACAGAAAUGAAAAGGCCAACGGUAAAACUAUGCCGACUCCCAACAGACAAAGACAUAAAUGUAGAUGAAAACGAAGAGUUAGUUGAAAAAUAA